AACAAACGCUACCCGCGCAGAGUGACAGCACAUAGACUCUUCUUCAGACCUUCGCCACGCCGAUACUUUUCUUCAGAGUUAUGCUCCUACGUCGCCGCACCUAGACGUCACUAUUCUCGCAAUGAACAUGCCGAAUGAUCAGUCUAUUCAGCAGCCGCCGAGCGAUAGCAAUCUCAAUCUCCCAACGGCGUCUCCGUGCGCAUCAGCACUAGGAGCCAUCGUCCAAGAGUUCCUCCCCAACCUCACCACGUAUUCAGAAUUCUACCGCCAGGUGCACCGCAAUCCCGAGCUCUCCAGCCUCGAAGCCGAAACCGCUGCCCUAGUCGCCCGUCAUCUUCUCGCCCUCGACUUCAAAGUCCACACCCAGAUCGGCGGCCACGGCGUCGUCGGGAUCCUGAAGAAUGGACCGGGGAAGACAAUCCUCACCCGCGCGGAGCUGGACGCCCUGCCGAUCCGCGAACAGACAGACCUAGCCUACAAGAGCUCCAAGACAAUGACCGACCGCUAUGGCAACGAGAGACCCGUCAUGCACGCCUGCGGCCACGACAUGAACAUGGCCGCGCUACUUGCAGCAAGUGCACUUCUCCACGCGGCACGCGAGCGCUGGAGCGGCACGCUUAUCACGCUCUUCCAGCCGGACGAGGAGGAAACGGGCGGGGCGCGCGCGAUGCUCAAUGACGGCCUCUACAGCAAGAUACCAGUCCCGGACGUGCUGCUCGCACAACACGUAAUCCCCCUCGCGCCGCCGGGCAAGGCCGCAGUGCAACCCGGCCCCGUCCUCGUCGCCGCCGACGCGAUCAACGUGCGCGUAACCGGCGGGCCCUGCAAAGGCAGUCUCAACCCGCAGAUCUGCGUCGACUCGAUCCAACUCUCUACGCAGAUCCUCACUCACCUCCCCGCCUACGUCCGCGAUACCAUCGCCAGCGGGGAGGAUGCUACGGUCGCGUGCUGGGGCUUCCACGCCGGGAUUCCGGGGAUCGAUUACCCCGCGCACGCCGACUUUCUGCUCGAUGUCAAGACCAGGAAGGAGGAUGUCCGGCAAGCGGCGCUAAAGCUGAUAGAGAAGAAAAUCAGAGAUGAGUGUCGCGCUGCUAACGCGCCGAAGGAACCUGAGUUCAAGUAUUCCGUCCGCGCGCCGUUGACGAGCAAUGAUAAGGACACUACGGAGCGCGUGCAGGCUGCGUUUGAGGCGUUCUUCGGAGCGGGCGCGGUGCCUGUGCCACGCAACAGCGCGUGCGAGGAUUUUCCACUGUUGGCGGGGGAGCGUGAUGUCCCGUAUACGUAUUGGUUUUUCGGAGGGUGUCAGGCUGCUGAGGGAGGAGAAGUCCCGACGAAUCAUUCGCCGUUCUUUGCGCCGGAGAUUGAGACGGCGCUGAAGGCGGGGACUGAGGCUAUGGCUUUGGCGGUGCUUGCGUUUGUGGGUAAGUGAGGACUGUGGUCUUUCUGGUCUUGCAAGAAGCGGGUAUAAGCCAAGGAAUGUUGGCCGAGUAAAUCCAAAUCCCUGGUCAUAUUGUGGUGACGGCACAGUAAAG
Trematosphaeria pertusa is the source of this 1532-nucleotide messenger RNA. RefSeq names its product metal-dependent amidase/aminoacylase/carboxypeptidase. Lineage: Eukaryota; Fungi; Ascomycota; Dothideomycetes; Pleosporales; Trematosphaeriaceae. The record is from RefSeq and is a predicted model, not a curated record. The coding region runs from base 122 to 1429 and encodes 435 amino acids. Gene Ontology annotation, molecular function: hydrolase activity. The transcript has 2 exons.